Molecule: messenger RNA, 3531 nt
Organism: Blepharisma stoltei
Lineage: Eukaryota; Ciliophora; Heterotrichea; Heterotrichida; Blepharismidae
Source: the annotation of a GenBank genome assembly
AUGGAGAAAUUUUCACUUGGUCAUACUUUUUACUGACAACUGCUUUCACUCAAAUUAUUGCUAUGACUCCUUUUUAUCAAAUUAAGCUACUCUAUUGAAAUUAUUUUGGCCCGAGAUAAUUCUUCUAAGAAUGCCCUUAAAGAAGAGAUUAUGAUAGAAAUUUAUCAAUCUUUCAAAUCAAUAGAAUGGCAUGAAUGCAAUAUAUCUUCUCUAAGAACUUGCAUUUUAGAAUAUGCAAGCAGCUCACUGGUAUUAGAUCUCUCUGAGGAGAUUGGAGUUCAGAUUUCUAUUUCUGAAAUUUGUAAAGAGCAUUCAAUGCUUCAUUUAGUCUAUCAAGAUAAGCUUUUUUAUCAAGCAAAAUGAACCUAUUCUAUUAUUCCUUCUGAAUCAGAGCUGCUAAAUGCCUUUUUAGCAAUUUUAAAGCAUUUUAAUUGGUCACAAGGAAUUUUCCUUAGUAAUAUAUUAAAAUCAAACUGAAAAGAAACAAUUUUGCAGUAUUAUGAGAAUAUAGAAUUUAUGAUAAUUGAAUCAGAGACGAACAUUGAAGAAUUUGUAAAUAAAGUGAUUUUUCCAUCAGGUUCAACUUUCUACUUCCUUUUUACUGAAUCUUUUCAAUCAGCUGAAAUUCAAAAUUCGCUGAAAAAUAAAAAGCUAUUAGGAAGUGGAAAUGGAAUCUUGCUUGAUCAAGAGAGUGGCUAUAACUGCAGCUAUAAUGGCUCUUUAAUAAUAACAGAAAUUGGCAAGGAAUAUACCCUUUCAGCCGAAGACAGUUUUAAACACUCUAUAAUACAAAUUAUUGAACUUCUAGCAAGAAAUGAAUCUGGAGACCUGAAAAAGUUAUUGGAUUCAAUAAUUGAAAAUCGUUGCCACUUUUCACUAGUGAAUAUUCAAAAUGGCAAAAGGGUAAUAGUUGGAGAAAUCAUGAAUGAUAGCGUCACAGUAUUUAGAGACUUGGAAUUCCCAGGGUUACAGAGUUUAAUACCAAUACCCACUAAAAAGGUUCUUCACUUGAGCAUAAAUGCUGGCACAACAAAUCCUGGCAGUCUUCCAUAUCAGAAUGCAGUGAUAGCAGCCAGAGGUGCUUUUGCCAUUCAGGACAAAAUCAAUGAAGGAAAUGACAUUUUACAACACUUUCAAAUUAAGUUUUUUAAUUUUGAUUGUGGAGUCACAGUGUUCAAUCGAACUUUUGCAAAAGAUUGUUUCAAUAAAGAUAUAUCUCCAUUUAUAUAGAAUAAAAACUUGAAAACUUGGCUCGAUAAAGACCGAUCUUUAAUAUAUUUGCAAGCACUCCCACUAAUCAGCAUGAAAAGCAUAGACCAGAUUGGGCUUUCUCAUAUCUCUGGCUUUACCUCUGAGGUGGCGAUCGGCUCUCUUCAGAUAUUCAAAGAACUUAAUAUAUCAAUCCCGAAUGUUGGAGCUACAAAUACAGAUGACCUGCUAAGUUCCACAUCAAAUUUUCCUAUGUAUUCAAGAGUGCAGAUGUCAAAUUCUUAUAUUUGUUCAAAGUACCCAAUUUUAAUUGCAGGUAUGGGCUGAAAAUCAGCUGGAGUUCUAUAUCAAAAUGAUGCAUGAGGCAAUGCUGCUUUGUCUAGUAUUAUGCAAUAUUCAGAAUACAAAGGACUAAAGCUGGUGAAUCCAGAUAACAGCAGCUUUAUUCCUCCAAAUUUAGAUAGAGCUGGCUUAAGAAAUUACACACAUUUGUUACAGAAAAUUAUUGAUUCUCAAGCCAGACUUUUAAUUUUAAUUGUUCAGACUCCAUUGGGAAACUAUGUUCUUGAGCUAUUAUAUGAUUUAGGUGUAAGAAAAGGGGAUUUAGUUAUUUGUGCAGGGUAUUCUGAUCUUCUAUCGCAAAUUUCGACUAAUGACACCUACUUAUACAAGCGAUUGGAAGUUGGGAUUCCAAUGUUUUCAAUUAUAAGUAAUGCUUGAGCAGGUAAAUUCGGCCAGGAUAUGUUCAAUAGAAUGAUCUCUAUUUAUCAUUCAGAACCCAGUCCUAUACCCUGCUAUUAUGUAGACGCAGCUUAUUUGAUUUCAAAUGCAUUAGAUUAUAUGAUCAAUAGAGGGGAUGAUUACACUGACCCGAGCAAAUUAAUGAAAGCAAUAAGAAGCACGAGAUUUGAUGGCUGCUCUGGAAAAGUAAGUAUAGAGAAAGAUAGUAAUGAUAGAAUUGUUGACUGAUUGAUUAUUCAAGGUGCCAAGACUUCUGAAGACGGAAACGCUCAGGUAUACACAAUUGGCAAUUUCCGACCUUUCAGCUCACAAGUUAUUUCUAUUAUAAAUCCAAUUAUUUAUGGCAAUGGGUCUACAAAGAAGCCAACUGACUUUAGAAAUGAGGAUUCUGGGUGCCCAUUUCCCGCGAAAGAAAUUAGAACUUUUGAGAAAGGAAGGGUUCUUUUAUUUGGAAUUUGCUUUUUUGUUGCUUUAGUAAUGAUUCUCAUCACACUUUAUAUUUGAAAGAAAUGGUGAAAUACUUCGGUUAGUCCUCUCAUCACAAGAGAAGAAAUAUCUAUUGAAGACGCAAUUGUGGGGUGUAGUAUUGCAAUUGAAUUUUUUCAAUAUGCAUCAAUGGGUCCUGACUUUAAAGUUAUCAGUCCCUUUUUAUCAAAAUUAAGUGAUGUAUUUUCUAUGAAAUUAGAAGAUGCUUUAAAACUGAAAAAUGGAGUCUUUUGAUUAGUUGUAGAUGGCGUUUACUCAGGAAUUGGACUCUGAGUUCUUCUUUGUUUGAUUGUGCUUUUGCAGCUUGACGAGAAAUUUCCCUCAAUAUGACUGCUAAAUUUUUUAAGAUGGCUUUCUGACUAUACGAUGCCUAUUUUAGGAAAUCUGUGCUUUAUUCCAUUUAUUUCUAUCUGUCUUGAUAUUUUUCAAUGCGACCAAUCAAUUGGAGACAAUUUCACUGAUAGUUUUCUGGCUAAAGAUUGCUUUUAUUUUUGUUGAAAAGAAGAGCAUUUAAUAUAUUCAGCCUUAUCAGUUUUGGCAUUGCUAUUAUAUGAGCCAUUAGCUAUAUAUUGCCGCCCACUUUGGCAAGAACUGCAACUUAAUUUGCAUGUAAAAACUGUUCCUCUAUUUUUUAUGGCCAAAACAGUGAUCCAAACCUUUGUGAUUGUUCUAGACCAAAGUGUCAAAAGAUCAUCUAAAAUUGUUCAUGGGAUAAUAUUUAUUAUAGUUAUGUCUGCAUAUGCAGUAUUUAUUUUCAAAUUCAAGCCCUACAAUUAUCCAAGAUUUAGUUGAUGACAAGGACUGAGCAUAAUUGGGGUUAUAUGGCUUGCUUUAUUAUCUUUGACUGGCCUAAUAGCUAAUAUCAAGAACAGGGAAAUUAUACUUUUAAUGACUCUAAUUUUUGGUUGAGGUGUUAUUAUAGCGAUUGGGUUGCUUGUUCAAAAGAAAAAGUAUCCUAGCAUGCUUUUUAGGCUAAAGGGGACUGACACUGGGAAUUUAUUCAAGUUUGCAUUUAGUUUUGGCAAAGCUUCCCAGAUUUCAUUAUCAAAAAUUUCUCCAACUCAUAAGCGCUUAGAAGCUAUUAGAUUCCCAUAG